This is a messenger RNA of Serinus canaria (Common canary), 3513 nucleotides long. Its product is annotated as gap junction beta-2 protein. The record is from RefSeq and is a predicted model, not a curated record. Gene Ontology annotation, cellular component: connexin complex. Gene Ontology annotation, biological process: cell communication. The transcript has 2 exons. The coding region runs from base 211 to 888 and encodes 225 amino acids. Lineage: Eukaryota; Metazoa; Chordata; Aves; Passeriformes; Fringillidae.
AAAAGCGGCUGCAGGUGAAUAGGGAGGGACCUUAAAGCUCGGGGCCGUAGAAGGCGGGUCUGCCCGCUCCGCAGGUGCCAGCGGACCUUGGAGCAGCGCGACGCGCCUGUCGCGUCCCUUGUGUCCUGCCCAGCCGUGCCAGCGGAGGGUCCGGAGCGGUUUCUUUGUGUCCUGCCCAGCCGUGCCAGGUAAAAGGACACAGAAGAGAAGAUGGACUGGGGAACUCUGCAGGGUGUUUUGGGAGGUGUAAAUAAGCACUCCACCAGUAUUGGGAAGAUAUGGCUCACAGUCCUCUUCAUCUUCCGUAUCAUGAUCCUGGUUGUGGCUGCAGAGAGAGUCUGGGGAGAUGAACAACAAGAUUUUGUCUGCAACACGCUUCAGCCUGGCUGCAGAAAUGUUUGCUAUGACCAUUUUUUCCCCAUCUCUCACAUCAGACUCUGGGCCCUGCAGCUGAUCUUUGUCUCCACACCUGCGCUGCUGGUGGCCAUGCAUGUGGCUUACACCAGGCAUGAGAAGAAAAGGCGGUUCAGAAAGGGUGAGAAAAUUGAUAUUGAAGAGCUAAAAAAUCAAAGGAUUCACAUUCGGGGCCCCUUGUGGUGGACAUAUACCAGCAGCAUCUUCUUCAGGGUCGUCUUUGAAGCAGUGUUCAUGUACGUGUUCUACUACAUGUACGACGGCUACCAGAUGCCCCGCCUGGUGAAGUGCGACGCUUGGCCCUGCCCCAACACUGUGGAUUGUUUUGUGUCUCGGCCCACUGAGAAAACCACAUUUACUAUUUUCAUGCUUGCUGUAUCUGGGAUCUGCAUGAUGUUGAAUCUGGCUGAGUUGUGCUACCUAGUGAUAAAAGUUUGCACUAAAGAAUCUGGGAAAGCAGCAGUUUUGAAAUAAGUCCCUGGUUUCAGGAUUUACUGGCUCCCCAUUUCCCUUCAACUUUCUUAGGUGUAAGAAAACAAUAAACAAUAUUUUCAUUACUCAAGGAAAAGGAUAAAAAAAUGAAUAUUCUUUUGUGUUUUAAAACUGAAAGCCUCCUUGGGAAGCUGAUGCUGAGGCAGGUUUUAAAGAUCAAAAGCUAAUUCAGUAUUCCUGCACUCACAAUUAGAGAGAGUGGCCUUCUGGCACCAGCUUCUCCAAGUAUGCCUGCUGUCCCCUAUUGUUUGGACAGUUAAUUCUUCAAACACGGGGAGUGGAAAGGACCAGAGAAGGCUCUAGUGGAAGGCCCAGAGGAGAUCCAGGAAUUACAACACAUUGUGUUGGCUCAGAGGCAAAACAGUAUCAAAGGUCUUUGGUGAAAAGUGGGGUAAAGGAGUUUUUCUGUGCACAUCACGGCUUUUGAGAAGGAAGAAGACAGGGAGGUGAUUGUGUUUACACUAGGUGUCCUCUCUAAGUAAUCUGGAGAGCAAGAAAAUGGUGUAGGAGCACUGGUACUCUGGCAAUGCAUGCUAUCAGCUUUGCUGGGUACCAUCAUGGUUUUUUCCUCUCAUCUUGCCUGCACUGAGAAGCAUUUCCUUAAGGGUUGGGGGUGGCCACUAUCAACCUCUGUGAAUGCCAAUAGGUCAAUGCUGCCUCCCCAUAGCCACAAAGACUACAGCAGUGGGAGGAAUGAAGUUCAUUUUUCAUUCUCUUGAUCGGAUGAAAAAAAGGGUUGUCACCUCUGGGAGGAGGGAGGCACUGCAACAACUUCUCUUGUUCCCUCACAAUAUGGUGUGAAGAAUCUUGAUAUAGUAGACUUCAUCUGAUAAAGAGAUGUUUUACCACCUGACUGUGCCUCACUCAGCUGUAUACUCUGAAAACUUUUUUUUUCAAUAAAAACCAAGAAAAAAAAAGCCUUUUUUUUUUCUUCUGCUGGUUAUCCAAAAGAAGUGCUUCAACUUACAGCAUGAUAUCCAGUGCUCCUUUGAUUGCUGUUUCUCUAUCUAGCCUGCACAGUUCUUCUUAAUAAAACCUUUUCCCUAUCUGAGGUGCUCUUCAAAUGAGUUGAGCAAACCAUUCCCAGUCUCUCUGACAUUCCAUAUAGUGAGAUUAAAUCAACAUUCCUUUUCUUAAAGUUGACUUAGCAGGAAUUACAGACAGCUUGGAGAGCUAAAAUGGCAAAGGGACCCAAUCAGAAAUGAGGAGGAACUUGAUAUUUUGCUUAAAGUUCACCCUGCUGUGCUGUAAAUUGUAAAUUACUAAUUUACAAUUGUAAAUUGUAUAUUACUAAUUUGAAGUACUAUAUGAUUUGGUCUGGUCUUGUCUCAAAAGGUGUUUUAUGCCUGUGAUGGGCAGCAUAUGGCACUUAGGGCAAUACAGUUGAUCUCCCAAGUGCCCAUUGAACCCACUUCUAGAAAGCUGUCUGUUUCUCCUCUGUAGCUUUAAUAACUGGUUUUUCUCCAAAAUGAAUGAGCACUAGCUCAGCUUCUCUAUUUGUAUUCAUCUUUUACUGUACAUUUAAAUUUGUCACUGUUGGAGUAAACAAGGCUGCAUGAAUUAAGACCCAUGACCCUUCACUGUGCACUGAAAGUGGAGCAUAAAUAGGCUUACCUUGCUUGUGAGCUACAUCCAGUGUUGGAACUUGACUGCAGAGAGAAAUCUGUCACCUAAGAGGAAUGCAAGAAAACCAUAAAAAACAUCAUCCUCAGAACCAUGAAAAAAAGUUAAGACGGUCAUCCAUAAUGAGCUGGACUGGAAACUUGGACUGUGAAAACAUCCUUAAUUCAAAUCCAAAGAACACAGUUUGUCACAUACCAGGUUUGUGCCUGAUAGAGUUCCUGCAUUAUUCCAUGUACAUGUACAAAGAGAGCAAAGUAGUCCCAGUGCUCUACUAUUACAUUUAUUUUCUAACAAGUUUUUUUUUUCCUGAAAUUAUAAUUAAAGCACUUUUGUUGUGUCUGUUUUCUGUAUUUUCUGUAUUACUUAUACAUGCUGUGUGUUACCUAACAUGUCUAAUAAAAAUCUUUUUUCUAUAGUGGAAAACGUUUGCACCAACACUAUACUCAAUAGCCAAGGGCCAGUGUAAGGAUUUUAGCCUGCUGCAGGUUGGUGUUUCCACUGGUUACACUGCCUGUUACCCUGAAAUCUCCACUUGAAAUCAGAUCUGCUGCUUAAGACAGCCUUGCAGCUGGAAAAGGCCAAUGAUGAACUUAACCAGCUCCAUAGGGAAAGAGUUUGUUUUUGCCACCUACCUUUGAAUUUAGCUGGAACUUGGAAUGAGACACCCCAAAACUGUUACCACUAACACUAUGAAGUUAUCUUCAACUAGCAGUCUGGCAACAAGAUUAUCAGACAGCAAAAAAAAGAUACAACUGGGGAAAGUGUUUGGAUGUAGCCAAGAGAGGGCUUUGAUCCAGAAAUGCAGCAUCAGGCAAUGACAGCUCUGAGAUCUCUGUACAUUUAAUUUGACUGAAUAGUUGCUUUGUGAAAAAAAUCAGAUACUUUAUAGGAACAUGGUAAUUGCACCUAUUUCUACAUGUGCUACAUUGCAUAGCUGACCUUCUACAAAUGGAUUUCAUGCAGAUUAAAAUACAUUGCUGUGUU